This is a messenger RNA of Zea mays, 1607 nucleotides long. RefSeq names its product sentrin-specific protease 2. Gene Ontology annotation, biological process: protein desumoylation; proteolysis. Gene Ontology annotation, cellular component: nucleus. The record is from RefSeq and is a predicted model, not a curated record. Gene Ontology annotation, molecular function: deSUMOylase activity. Lineage: Eukaryota; Viridiplantae; Streptophyta; Magnoliopsida; Poales; Poaceae. The transcript is spliced from 7 exons. The coding region runs from base 203 to 1270 and encodes 355 amino acids.
UAUUUGGAAUUUCACAAAAAAAAAGGGGUGGGGGAAGAUCGGGCGUCGCCCGUCCGUCUCCUCUCCCCGCUCCGCUGGUCGCCUUCUCCCCUCCCCGCGAACUCGGGCUCAAAGCAAACCAAACCCCUUCUAGGGUUUGCGCUCCGGGCAUGAUCCCCUUGUAGCCACCGCCUCCCAUGGCCCUAGCCGUGUCCUGCUGGCCAUGACCACCUCGGCUUCCCCACUCUUCCCCAACCCGCGCAAGCGCCACCUCGACGCCUCCCCCCUUCCCCGCCACUUCCACGGCCCGCAGAGCCAAACCCGCCUAAGCCAGCGCCACCGCCGCCGGUUCUUCUUGCCGCUACCACCGAAGGCGCGGUCCUUCGCUUCCGACAUGGGAAAUCACAUGUCCAGUGCCUUCGGUUGGCCCAGUGAUGACGGGCGGGGGCUCCUCUGUUGCUGGAUCGGCAAGGCGCGGGGUCUCACGGUGGCCAUGGAUGUGGAGGCGGGGACGGGACUGCAUUUGGUGGACCGGCGGAGGGUUACGGAUUCGAGGAAGACUACGUUGAAGGAGGAGGCGGUGAAGCCUCCCCAAUGGAAGAAAAGGAGGCCCUUCUACAAGGAGGCGUUGGAGGCAGCAGCGACACAUUACGAUCCGAGGCUGGAGGCAAUCGGGAUCGAGAUAAGGCUCCAAAAGGAGAAGCUUGCCUAUAUACCAAAGUCGGAUAAGGCUGCCAAGGAGGUUAUUAAUCUGUACCUUGAAUUGUUGAAGGAGCGAGAAAAAAGAGAACCAAACAGGUUUCUGAAAUGUCAUUUCUUUAAUACAUUCUUUUAUAAGAAGCUUGCUUGUGGAAAAAAUGGUUAUGAUUACAAAUCUGUUAAAAGAUGGACCUCCCAAAGGAAGUUGGGAUAUGAACUCAUUGAAUGCGAUAAAAUAUUUGUCCCUGUGCAUAAAGAUGUACAUUGGUGUUUAGCAAUUAUAAACGUGAAGGAAAAUUUCUUUCAGUAUCUUGAUUCCCUUGGUGGCAUGGAUCAUAAUGUACCAAAAGUACUGGCUCGAUAUAUUUCAGAGGAAGUGAAGGACAAAAGUAACAGAGUAAUCAACACCAGUUUGUGGCAUGAAGAGCUAGUUGAUAUUCCUUUACAGCGGAAUGGGUGGGACUGCGGUAUGUUUAUGCUCAAGUACAUUGAUUUCCACAGCAGAGGACUGCCCCUGUCUUUUAGUCAGGAACACAUGGAGUAUUUUAGGAAGAGGACAGCGAAGGAGAUCUUAAGACUAAGAGCUGACUGAUGGAUAGACAUUCAUCACUUUUUGGAACAGAGGCUGACUUUUUUUACUGCAUUUUGGGGAUUAUAAUAAAUAAAAGCUGCUAAGUCAAGUCUAUGGCAUUGUUGAGCAUGCUCAGGGUGGGGUCAUCUACCUGAGAUGGUUGGUAAUGUGGCCCUGAUAAUGUAAAUACUAUAGAUAUUCUGUAGAGAAAUUUUGUUUAGGGAUUUAUUUGACUCGGAGAAGCAGUGAGGGGGGAAAUAGAUGUAGCUACGCUGAUAUUCGUUGUUGGUUUAAAGUUGUUUCAGAUUAAUUUGUUCUUGUGGAAUUAUUUUGCAGCCAUGGUUGUCAUACUUAAGUU